GAGCUGGGAGGACGUGUGUGCCACGAUGGUAAGGAGAGAUAGAGGUGAAUCCAGUCAGUGUAGCCAGGAAAGCUCGAGAGAAGCGAGAAGCGCUUUUCUGAGGCAGGGUGGUAGAUCAGGCGGGGGGAUGGCACGAUCUGCGUGUGCCUUGCCGCUGGCGCACAGCUGUCGCGGAAGGGAUCUGUGCACUCUGCGUGUCUGCUGCAUCUCACCUCUCUGUGUGACUGGUGUGACCUGCGUGUGUUGGGUGCAGGUGAAGGGCAAGCCCACGACCAGCUCCAAGGGCAAGAAGGCCCCCCCGCCCGACCCCUUGGCGGAGAAGCGCCCAAAGAAGACUGUAAGCAACCACUCUCACAUGUGGCGCACACACGAGUCUCAUCUGAGCGUCGGUGUGUUCUGUGUGUCUAUGUGCGUGCAGUCGAAGGAUCCGAUCUUUGAGGCCAACAAGCGCAGCUUCCGUCUUGGUGGUGACAUCCUGCCCAAGCGAGACCUCAGCCGGUGAGCGAAGACACUGGCAGGGUGUGGUACGGAGGAGAGGUUUGGUGUCCCUGUGUGUUGGUUGUAUGUGUGUGUGUGUGCAUCGAUCAGUUACGUCAAGUGGCCGCACUACAUCAAGUUGCAGCGUCAGCGUCGCAUUCUGCUGGCGCGCCUCAAGGUGCCCCCCGCACUCAACCAGUUCAACAACACAUGCUCAAAGGAAAUGGUAUGUGCGUCCCGGCGGUCGACACACACACACACACCAUUACACCAGUCAGCCACUCGAUGACCGUCGAGCACGCUUCUGUGUGUCCCUGUCCUCGAUGCAACUGUCAGGCUGGCCGCGUGUUAGCUCUGUUCAACAAGUACAAGCCGGAGACCCACGCUGAGCGACGGCAGCGGUGAGGGACCACACUGAGUGACGCACUCGUGACGACCAGCUGUGCACAUCUCCUCCUCGCCAUCUGUGCGUGUGUUUGGGUGUUGGUGGGUGCAGUAUGCAGCGUGAGGCUCAGCAGCAGGCGGAGGGCGGCGACGUGACCAUGGGGAGCAGGAAGCCCUACCUCAUCAAGUUCGGCCUCAACCACAUCACCGACCUCGUCGAAAACAAGAUCGCGAAGCUCGUUGUCAUCGCUCACGACGUCGACCCCAUCGAACUGGUUGGCAUGCAAACACACACACACACACCUCUGCAGAGAAUCCUCCAUCACUUCGUAUGCCUGUUUGUUUCUGUCCACUUGUGUGCAGGUCGUGUGGCUGCCUGCGCUGUGCCGUCGCAAGGACGUGCCGUACUGCAUCAUCAAGGGCAAGUCCCGGCUGGGCCAGCUGGUGCACCAGAAGACGGCUGCCGCCGUGGCGCUGUCGGAGGUGCGCAAGGAGGACACGGCGGCGAUGGAGCAGCUGCGCAACGAGUGCCGCAUCAUGUUCAACGACAACACCAAGGUGCAGCGUGAGGGCAGCAAGGGCAGCAGGGGCGUCAAGAGCCAGCACAUCCAGGACCGCAGGGAGCGACUCGCCAAGCAGGAGGAGGAAAAGAAACUCAAGACACGCAUCUGAAGGACCACGCAGAUGGAGGGAUGGAUGGACGUGAUAGACAGACGUGAUGGACGGGCUGAAUUCGGUCCGGGCGUCUGGAUGGCUUCCCCUUUCGGUGCUUCCCUCCGAAGGGGGCAGGGGUCCAGGCAGGUGGGCGGUGUUCGGCCAUCCAUUGGUCUGUCUGUUUUGUCUUGUCUGUCUGGUGUGUGCACGGGACGCGUGUGCGAGACAGACGCUGCUGCGUGGCGUGUGCUCGAUUCCUUCGUGUGUGCCUGCAUUCAUUCAUCCAAAUGAGUGGACCGAUUUGAAUGAAUGAAAUGGAUGAAUGUUG
Vitrella brassicaformis is the source of this 1843-nucleotide messenger RNA. NCBI's taxonomy places the organism in Eukaryota, Vitrellaceae. The record is from the annotation of a GenBank genome assembly.